This is a messenger RNA of Lactuca sativa (garden lettuce), 4236 nucleotides long. Lineage: Eukaryota; Viridiplantae; Streptophyta; Magnoliopsida; Asterales; Asteraceae. The record is from RefSeq and is a predicted model, not a curated record.
UUACUAUUAUUUAAGUCCUCCAACCCAACAUUCUGUCUCGAUCUCUCUCACGUCUCCCUUCCUUCCUCGUUGACUCGCCGUUUACCGGCCGACUUCUCGCCAUUCGCUCUGUAGUUUUCUGUCGUUAUCCUUCUGUGUCGCGUCGUCGUUCUUCAUCCGCUAUUCUCGCCGUUUCAGGUCUUGUUGUUGCUCUGUAGACAGGCACAAGUGAGGAAGAGGUUGAAUUCAAAAGCUUCAAAAGGCAAUACUACUUUAUUGGGAGAAACAAGAAUCAAUCCAUAACUCAUAAUGGUUGAGCUCCAUGAAAUUUCUGAAGAAGCUUCAUCUUCUUCAUCAACUCAUUGUCGUGGAUACGAUGUAUUUUUGAGUUUUAGAGGUGUUGACACUCGUCAUAGUUUCACUAAUCACCUUUAUAAUGCCCUCAUGCAUGCCAAUAUCACUACCUUCUUAGAUGAUGAAGAGAUCGAAACAGGGGAAGAUCUGAAACCAGAAUUGGAGACUGCAAUUAAAGCAUCUAGAGCUUCUGUUAUCGUUUUGUCUACGAAUUAUGCUACUUCAACAUGGUGUCUUGAUGAAUUGGUGUUGAUCCUUGAGCAACGUAAGGCGUCCAAACAUAUUGUUUUCCCCAUCUUUUAUCAUGUUGAGCCCACACAUGUCAGGAAGCAAGAAAGUAGCUUUGGAGAUGCAAUGACUAAGCAUAGACAGAAGAUGGAAGCAGAGACAAACUCAAGCAAAAGAUGUCAAUGGGCUCAAAAGAUAGAACGUUGGAAUAGAGCGCUUACAGAGGUCGCUGAUUUGAAGGGGAUGGAUGCAAAUGGCAGGCUAGAGGUGGAGCUUAUUGAUGGAAUAGUUAAGGACAUCUUUCGUAGAUUACAUACAUCCUCAAGGUUUCCACUGCCGCAGCUUAUUGGGGUGGAAAAUUCCAUUAAAUUUGUAGGUUCGUGGUUGAAAGAUACAUCCUCCCAAAAAACACAUAUACUCACUAUUUUGGGUAUGGGUGGGAUAGGGAAGACGUCUUUAGCCAAAUAUGUCUACACGUUACAUUCUCAUGAAUUCGACACAAGCAGCUUCAUUGAAGAUAUCAACAGGAGAUGCGAUGAAAAAUAUAAUGGGAUGCUUGAUGUACAAAAGAAACUCUAUGAGGAUAUUUCAAAACCAACUUCAGUUCAAGUUCAUGAUGUUUCUACGUACACUUCAAUGAUAGAGAAUGCAGUAGCCCGUAACAAGGUGUUUCUUGUUCUUGAUGACAUUGGUAGUCUCGACCAAUUAGAUGCAUUACUUGGAAGGAAAGGUUUUCAUCCAGGAAGCAAAAUCAUAAUAACUACAAAGGACGCGUGGUUGACAGAGAGCUGUGAACUGUUCAAAUUGAAGGGUAAAUCACUCACGCAUGAAAAGCACUUUCUUAAAGGCUUAUUUGAGAUCGAAUCACAAAAGCUUUUCUGUUUUCAUGCAUUCAUGUGCAAUGAUCCUAAGGCAGGUUAUGAAGAGGUGUCGAAAAAGCUAGUGAAGUAUUGUGAAGGACAUCCAAUGGCUCUUAAAGUUCUGGGUAGGAACCUACAUAAUCGAGAUGUAACUUAUUGGGAUGGGUACAUAGACAGGCUAAAGAAAGAAAAUGAUUCCCCUAUAAACAAUGUCUUGAGAAUGAGCUUUGAUUCUUUGCCAUCUGAAAAUGAUAAGGAGCUGUUUAAGCAUAUUGCUUGUAUUUUUGUGGGAAUGGAUAGAGAUGUUGCUACAACAAUAUUAGAAGCAUGUGAUAUAGAAACAAGAACUGGAAUUACGAAUCUCAUCGACAGAUGCUUUCUUAGUAUAGGAUGGUAUAACGAAUUGAUACUGCAUCAAUUGGUUCAAGAGAUGGGAAGAUUUGUAGUACGUGAAGAAUCAUUUCACAAGCCAUGGGAACGAAGUCGAUUAUGGGGCCAUGACUCAUUUAGAGUGUUGAAACAGAAAAAGGGUACGGAAAAUGUUCUAGGCCUCACUCUUGACAUGAAGAUAAUUGAGAAAGAGAAGUUACAUGGAUCACUUGAGUUGAAAACAGACGCAUUGAGUAAGAUGGAUAAUCUAAUGCUGCUUCAACUCAAUUAUGUGCAGAUCAAUGGCACUUACAAGAACUUUCCGGAAGAAUUAAGAUGGUUGUGUAUGCAUGGGUUUCCUUUGAAGUCUAUACCUUCAGACUUAUGGAUGGAGAAUUUGGUUGUUCUUGACAUGUCAUAUAGCAACAUUGAAUCAUUUUCCAUUUGUUAUAAUAAUCCGCAACGAUGUGAAAGCAUGCAAAUGCAGUUGAUGGGAUCUUAUUCAAAAGGCAAAAGCUUGCUUGGAUCAUUGAAAAUUCUUAAUUUAAGUUUUUGUGAACAACUUCGUAGCCUUGGUGGGUUUGACCACUUCCCUAAACUUGAGAUGUUGAUACUUGAAGGUUGCAUUGGUUUGCUUGAGGUUUGUGAAUCGAUAGAGCAAUGUGUAAAACUUGUUCUUGUUGAUUUGAGCUCCUGCAGCAAGCUUCAAAAACUUCGGCGAAUCAUAGGCAAGUUAAAGAAAGUUGAAACACUAUUGCUAAACGGUUGUUAUCUUGGUGAAUCUCGAAUCAAAUCUAGGGAUAUGGAUUCACUCGAAAUGAUUAAGGGUAACAACAUUCGCAUAAACACAAUAACAUCUUUGUCUACCGUUCUGGAGGUUGUACCAAGGUCUUCAAAGUUCUUUGAGAUUUCGUUACCGAGAUCUUUAGUAACCUUGUCACUUGUGAAUACUAAUUUGUCCACUGAAUCCUUUCCCUUUGAUUUCAGUUGCCUAACCAUGUUAAAGCAUUUAUAUUUAAAUGAAAAUCCUAUCGUUUCCAUGCCCAGUUGUGUUAGAAGCCUUCAUAGGCUUGAGACACUUAGUAUGGGAAAUUGUAAUAUGCUAACGUCAGUCGAGCAUGCUCCACAUACACUUACAUAUUUGAGCCUGUAUUCUAAUAAGCCUUUGCUACAAAAAGUUGUGUUUGAUCCACAAAUGUUCCCACUCAAGUUCAUUUUAAAUUGGACUAAAUUUACACCUUCGUCGUUUGAAUUUGAAGGCUUGGUCAAAAUCCAACCAAUGGUAGGUGUUGAGGAAAAGGUAUUACGCAGUUUGGGAUGGAGUAAGAUAGACUUUCCCAAGGAAAAGCUCAUGGGAUCUCCAUCCUAUCCUAGACCAAGAAAGGAAUCUGAAAUCCAGAUGUAUUAUGAAUUUGGAAUAUUCAGCACAUUUUAUAGUGGUGAAGAGAUACCGAAUUGGAUUACGGAUAGAAACAAGGGGCCAUCAAUAUCAUUUACCAUCCCAUCAUCUCCUAACAAGCUUAGAGGAUUGAAUUUCUGUUGCGUAGUUGCAUCUCUAUUUUUGAAUGAGAGACAACUAGGUAACUCUGAAUUUCUGCUUGAUUUGCGAAUGUAUAUUUUCCAUCAUUUGCCAGUGAUCAUAAUUAGAAAUAUAACAAAGAACCUCAUCUGGAUAUACCACCACUACCUUGAAAUUCUCCAUCUCAGUAGAAGUGGUUUGAUGUUGUUAAGUCAUUGGAUGUUUGGGAUGAAUGAGAUGGAAUGUGGUGACCAAGUUACUAUUACCUUGAGGAAGGAUCCAUAUGAGAGGAUGUCGCAAUCUGAUCCAGUUAUAAAGGAGUGUGGGGUGAGUUUUGUGUAUGAUGAUGGAGAAAAAGAAGAAGAAGAAGAAGAAGAAGAUGUGUUAGGUUAUUACAAGUCAUGGAAUCACAUCAUUGGUGGAGAUCUCACUGGAUUUCAAUCAACAACAGGAGAAUACAUCCUAAACAAAAAGCGAAUUCUGCUGUCUCUCUUUGAUAUUGAUCGACUAGGUUAUGGUCAUCUGUGUGGAGAAAGCGCCCGCUUUAAAGGCUAUAUAUGGGGUUUAGGAUGUGGAGGUGAUGCAGCCGAGGAUCCACCACCUACAUUUGGCUUUGGUCGUGGACAACACGAACAUGAUGCCGAGCUUCAUAAAAAAAGAAGAGGUCUAUCAAAAAACAUCCAACUAUCAAAGCUGAUACGUGUAAACAAGGGAAAACCCGUAGAUUUGGAUUUCGACAAUGAGCUCACAUAUUCCUCUGUCGGGAAGCAUGAUAAUUGGUUUACCCAUGAGAUUGGGAGUUUGUUAGACAUGCUUCAAACAAUGUUAAAUGAUCCAACAUGCAGUGCCACACUUGAAGAUUGGUUUCGUUCGUUGCCACAACGAAAUGAAACCGGAGGAAACGAGGAGAUCGAUGAUGAUGAGUAA